GCCGGCAGCUUCUUAUGGAUAUCGCGUGGGCAUCACUCGCAUGUGCUCUUCCUUUUGGCAUGCUUGAUCGAAAAGCUAUUUUGGAAGGUCUUGUCACCUCUGUCCACCUGGAAGUGAAAGGAAGAGAGAGAGGGGGGGGUUUGUAAGUAAUGUACUGUCUAGUCCCUUACAAUUUCAAUAUUCAUUGUAUGAUGCUAGCGCUUGUCUUGUUGCUUCUUUUUCCACGCCGGUUUUCUUUUCUUUUUCCCUCAUCGGUUCCUCAAAAUGGUCUCACCGAGGCCAACCUCUGCACGGCUGAUGUGUUAAUUAGUCGCAGAGGGGGGGAGGGUGCCCGUUCACAUCUCCUCUCCUUCCAUCCUCUGUUGAUUUGCCGUCUUUGGAUACACCGAGUGCCCAAGCUCCUUCGGUUGCUGGCAUCGUUUGUGGAAAGGGUCCGAACAGCCUCUGCAGGAGGCACCAGCUCCCUGUCGUGGGGACAGGUUUCGCAGGCGAGCAUCAUAUCUCCCUCAUCCGUGGUUCUGGGUAAGGUGGCCCAAGCUGCGGGUACGGCUUGGCUCUACUAGAAUAGAAUGGUAGAGCCUCUCUCGAGCCGGGCCCUAACCUUCGACCAGGUUCCUGGACGGCAGGACGGAGAAGACAAACGCAUUCUCAUUGGUAUCCCACUAGUACGUAUCAGCGUGACAUUUCGGGACGGCCCUUGGCAUCUCUCUCCAAGUUUUGCUGGGCCAGUGGGGCGGGAGCAAUAAUUCCGUCGAGGACAACAGACAGGCCAGGCACCCUUCCGCCCCAUGGGGUUUCUGGCUGUUUGGGUGCCGGCAGCAAUGUAUGUACAUACAAACAUACCCUGCACCCAUUGUCUCCCCCCCCCCCCC
Lasiosphaeria miniovina is the source of this 872-nucleotide messenger RNA. RefSeq lists its product as uncharacterized. The transcript has 2 exons. NCBI's taxonomy places the organism in Eukaryota, Fungi, Ascomycota, Sordariomycetes, Sordariales, Lasiosphaeriaceae. The coding region runs from base 150 to 563 and encodes 137 amino acids. The record is from RefSeq and is a predicted model, not a curated record.